AUGAGGAAAUAUAACUACUCCGUCAAAGAGAUAGAACGUAUGAGAAACGACUAUGCAGACUUAAAGAAAGAAGCAGAAAAACCAGCAGAAGAUAAAAUGGACAUGUUAGAAUUUCUGAACAAAAACUAUCCAACAGCAGAAGAUUUCCUUCUAUCUGACGUCAAGAAGAAAUAUAAAGAAACCUUCGGUAUCGUUAAAACAUUCGAUGUACUAAAAGAAGAAAUAGAGGCUACAAAACUGUUUAAAGUCUCACGAAUUCAUAACGUUUACCAUGUAAAACGCUUAUAA
Messenger RNA from Trichomonas vaginalis G3, 288 nucleotides. RefSeq names its product organellar and viral DNA polymerase type B. Bases 1 to 288 code for a protein of 95 amino acids. Lineage: Eukaryota; Parabasalia; Trichomonadida; Trichomonadidae. The record is from RefSeq and is a predicted model, not a curated record. The transcript has a single exon.